Linnemannia hyalina is the source of this 738-nucleotide messenger RNA. Lineage: Eukaryota; Fungi; Mortierellomycota; Mortierellomycetes; Mortierellales; Mortierellaceae. The record is from the annotation of a GenBank genome assembly.
AUGGCCGACCGAUACUCAUUCUCCCUCACCACCUUCUCGCCCUCUGGAAAGCUCGUUCAGAUUGAAUACGCCCUCUCUGCCGUCAACUCUGGAGUCACGUCCAUCGGCAUCAAAGCGACGAACGGAAUUGUGAUUGCGACGGAAAAGAAGGCAGUAUCGACGUUGAUUGACGAUUCGUCGCUGGAAAAGGUCGCCAUUAUCUGCUCCAACAUCGGCAUGGUUUACUCGGGCAUGGGCCCCGACUACCGUGUCCUCGUCAACAAGGCACGGAAGGCCGCCCAGGCAUACAAGAGAGUCUACAUGGAAGAACCACCAACCGCCAUCCUCGUCAAGGAAAUCGCCGGCGUUAUGCAGGAGUUUACACAGUCUGGUGGUGUGCGUCCAUUUGGAGUGUCAUUGUUGAUUGCAGGAUUUGACGAAAAGGGACCUAUGUUGUACCAGGUCGACCCCUCUGGCUCGUACUGGCCCUGGAAGGCGACCGCAAUCGGCAAGAACAUGGUCAACGCAAAGACGUUCUUGGAGAAGCGAUACAACGAGGACAUUGAGCUCGAGGACGCCGUCCACACCGCCAUCUUGACACUCAAGGAAGGAUUCGAGGGCCAGAUGACAGAGAACACCAUCGAGAUCGGUAUCAUUACAGGAGUUGUCUCGACCAAGGACGACGGUGCCGUCGUUCUCCCAGAGUUCAGGAAAUUGUCCCCUAGCGAGGUCAAGGACUACCUUGCCAACAUUGCUUAA